This is a messenger RNA of Hibiscus syriacus, 1157 nucleotides long. Its product is annotated as NADH kinase-like. Bases 73 to 1008 code for a protein of 311 amino acids. Gene Ontology annotation, biological process: NAD+ metabolic process; NADP+ biosynthetic process. Lineage: Eukaryota; Viridiplantae; Streptophyta; Magnoliopsida; Malvales; Malvaceae. The record is from RefSeq and is a predicted model, not a curated record. Gene Ontology annotation, molecular function: NAD+ kinase activity. The transcript is spliced from 5 exons.
CCUUGUUUCCAUUUUCCACUUUUCCAACAGGCGACACAGCAAAGCUUUCUUCUUUGACAGAGAAAACAAAAAAUGGUGAGAAGAAAGCUUUUAUUGCUCAUGAAGCCAUUUGACGUCUACCAGGUUACUCAAUCAAACGCUGUUUCUCGCUUCACCAAUCCGCGGAUUUUCCAUUAUAUUGAUAAUAGGUGCAAGGUGCACAAAGAGGCCAUAAACAUUUGUCAGAAAAUUUUACAGCAGAAGACAAUUGACUGGAAACCCAUAUUUCGUAACAACUUAUCACAACCAAUUCAUAAUGUUGAUUUGGUUGUUACAGUUGGUGGUGACGGCACUCUUUUGCAGGCCAGUCAUUUCUUGGAUGACUCAAUUCCAGUUCUAGGAGUAAAUUCUGAUCCUACACAAGCUGAAGAGGUUGAAAAGUUCAGCAAUGAGUUUGAUGCUACUAGAAGCACUGGUUAUUUAUGUGCAGCAACAGCAAAAAAUUUCGAGCAAGUGCUAGAUGGCUUUCUAGAGGGUCAAAUAGUUCCUUCCGAGUUGUCAAGGGUAUCAGUAUCCGUAAAUUCUAAAGCUCUGCCUGCAUAUGCUCUUAAUGAUAUUAUGAUUGCACACCCUUGUCCUGCAACAGUUUCCCGUUUCUCAUUCAAAAUUAGAUGGAACGACCAGACAUGUUCGCCAUUAGUGAAUUGCCGAUCAAGUGGUCUCAGAAUCUCAACUGCGGCAGGAUCAACAGCUGCGAUGCUCUCAGCAGGAGGAUUUGCGAUGCCUAUUUUGUCUAGGAAUCUCCAAUAUAUGGUAAGAGAGCCUAUUUCACCUGGAGCAGCCAAUUCUAGCUUAAUGCACGGUUUAAUCAAGCCAGAUCAAUCGAUGGAUGCUGCAUGGUUUUCUAAAGAGGGUUUCAUAUAUUUCGAUGGCUCUCAUGUUUUCUAUCCUAUCCAAAGUGGGGAUGCCAUAGAAAUAUCUUCCAAGGCCCCGAUUUUACAAGUUGUAUUGCCUCAUUUGUCAUCAUAAAUCUCAUGGAGAGCUGGCAAAUGCUCAUCCAAACGACAUCAACAUUUUUGAAUCCAUGACUAAAUUAUAGCUCUUGUAAAUACAAGAGACAUGUAGAGACCAAUCUUUCAUUUUCAUCGUAAGUAAUUCAAAUCUUUGCAUCUUUGAAA